Messenger RNA from Penicillium taxi, 3039 nucleotides. RefSeq names its product putative NTP binding protein. The transcript has a single exon. The record is from RefSeq and is a predicted model, not a curated record. Bases 1 to 3039 code for a protein of 1012 amino acids. Lineage: Eukaryota; Fungi; Ascomycota; Eurotiomycetes; Eurotiales; Aspergillaceae.
AUGGAGCGCGCCAACAGUGUCGAACUGCCUGAUGGACAUGUUGUAGACCUCGCACCUCGACCUCCCCAACACCAGGUACAAUACAAGGCAUAUCGCGUAGGUUGUACGUCAAGCGCGCAAUCAGCUUCUGAAUCGACCGAUACGCUCCAACAAAUUCCAACACCAGAGCCUGAGGCCUCUCUAGAAACGAUGCCUCGGAAAGGAAAAGCGACUAAGCUUCCGCUACCGAAAAGCAUCUCGAAAAGAAGCAGGGACCUACUCAAUCAAACUCCAAGUCCGACUGCAAUUCCUAAGCCAUCUCCCACUGCCUUUUCAUCCGGAGGUUCGGGCGGCGGGGAUCUAUAUUGGAGAAAGAUCAGGGAAAAGUUCGAGAAGGAAUCGCCCCUGUCGCAACGUACUUCUUAUCACCGGACAAGAGAAGGUGACCGAGCUGCUUCUGCAAGUCUUGCGGAGUCUUUACAGAAGAUCAAGACCUCCGUUAGUGCUGCCCACAACAAAUCUAAAGAAAGCCAUACUAAGGGUCGAACUGGUAUUCCAAGCCCCAGUACUAAGAUCAGAGUCGUUUCAAACCCAAGAAGCGAACGGUAUCGUUACUCGGAAGGCAAAAAGAAUUGGGUAAAAGAAGGGGAUCAGUGGAUUAUUCGCGAUGCCGAUGAUUCUGCACUACCACCAUAUGAAUUGAAACAAUCGGAGACUAAAGCCGAGUGGGAUGGUUCAAUAUCACCUAUCUCUACCGAGGAAGGCUCCACAGAAUGGGAAGAUCGAUUUGUCGUGCACAUGCCAUCUGCCAAAGAACCCAACCCUCCGACGAUGACCGAGGACCAAAUUGCUGAAUAUCAAAAGAGCAUCAGUUACUACCGUGGAGAUGAUCGUCUUCUAGAUCCUACUGAAAAACCCAGUCGUCAUGAAUCUCCCGUUGUACAACACAGUUCUUUGGCGCAGCGAGAUGGAGCUUUGUCCCCAUUCAAAGCCUACGAUGGACGGCAAUCACCUGCACAGCAAGCUGAUCAGCAGCCUCCUUCUCAAUCUCAAUUCCAAUCUCCUGGACCCCACGGACAGGGUAUUUAUUAUAGCCCAGAUGAGAUUGGCAAGAAUCGCAUCAGUACUAUCUGGGAAGAAUCUUCUGGUAAGGUCAAAGAAAAACGAACCUCACACGGCGACGGCUCUUUUUUAGGUUGCAAGGAGAUCGAUGCUGCAGCAACGAAGAAUCCGGACGAAAUUCUUCUUUUCGCUACCGGAGAAGACUCGACGCAUCUGCAGCCUCGACCUCUGGCAGUAGGUGCGAAAAAGAGGCUCAGAGAAAAGAAAGUAGCCAAUCGGCCUGCACGGAAAUCAGAAGAGAAGGCUACUCUUCAAAAGGAGUGGUUACAAGAUGCUCAGAAUACGAGACAUGCCCAGGGCUCGAAGCAGUCGUCCACGACGAUAUGCAAAGACCAGAAUUGCCCACAACCCGACAUUCCCAGGUCCGAUUCACAGUACUCGAUAAAGGAGAACUCUCUCCCGAGACAGAUCAUCGAAAACCCCAUGGAGACAAUACAAGAACCUCGCGGCGACGACGAUGUGUUCAUUAUCACACCCACUAUCACUCGUACGUUGAUACCGACGCCGACACCAAACAACACUCCAGAAAAAUUGAUGUCUCUUCCAAAGCUGCGCCGCCUCGGGGGCACGGGUCAGACUGGCACCGGCAAGGCCGUCAAGGCCGUUCGAGCGAAAGCCCAGGUCAUCACUACACCUUCCACUCCGAAACCCGCACCAACGCCCUUGCCGAUCGAGUCAAGCGAUCUCUCGCUCGAAUCUUCCGAAACGAUAGCCCUCGACGCCACUUCCCCGAGCAAAAAGGCGCAGGCAAAAGAAAAGUCAUCAAAAGAGAAGGCUAAAGACACCGAGCGAAGCAGCUCAACGUCAAACGCCAUCCGUGGCUUCAUCCGUACAUCCGGACUGGCAAGAACCACCGGAAUGGUGAGGUCUCCAACAGACAGUCUGGCUCAAAUACUGCGCAACGGCACUGAGUCUUUGCGCAACCGUGCCGAAUCUCUACGCAAUGGGACCGGGUCUUUCAAUCGUAAGGGCUCUCCUGUUUCUCAGUCCUCGCUACCGACUAGAGAUAACUCUGAGUCCUCGAUAUCUUCCAAAUCUUCCAAAUCUGAUAAAUCGGUCAAAGAGACACCGAUUUCUUCGACGAAACCAUCACCUGCCGAAGUAGAAACUCCAGUGUCGAAGAAGGUGACAGUGAAGGUAAAGCCCAUGGGAGAAAAGCCUCCGCGAGACAAAUCUACCCCGGAAAAAUCUUCGAAAGAGAAGACUCGAGAGAAAUCUCCAGCAUUGAAGCCAUCAUCACCAUUGGAUAAACCCCUGCCUGUAAUCAAUACAACACCACCUCCGCCGGAGAAGCUGAGGAAUUCAAUUGACGAGAAGUCACCCUCCGAACAGCGCGAGCAGUUAAGCCGCGCCGAAAAGCUGGAGAGAUUCAAGGAACGGGCACGAGCUCACAGGAGAUCUACUCUCGAGAUUGCAGAAUUGGAAGGGCAUCAAGUCACAGACCGCAAAGACCUCCAUCCUAGCAUCACUAACAUUCGUGGUGAUUUUUCAGACUUGUCAGAAACGGAUAAAGAUGGUUCUCUCAACGAAGGGUCCAGCCCUUUUGCCCUCACUUUAAUACUUCAGAUUUUGUUCCUCAGCGUGGCACAGAUCCACAAAUACGUUCUUCGAUCGACUGAGAAUGCAUAUGUGAAAUUCCUGAUAGUCAAUGUUUCGAACAUGACCAGUCAUUGCUGCAUAACGUUCUGUCGCGUGUACCGCAUCAUCUCCGUUUACCAGGCUACAGGCCAAUGGCCCAAGCCAGAAAAUGAUCAGGCGAUCGGCCGGUUCUUGAUUGACCUUCUCCAAGCUGUUGUCUACGUAUUCAUUUUAGGCUUUGGCUGCAUGAUUAUUAGCCGGGCCGCAGGCUAUGUGGCUCUUGUUUGGAGCUGGAUUAUAUGGUUUGCCAAACCGCUUGGAUGGACAUGUCAUUGUGUUGGCCAUUCUGUAUUCGUGUGA